Molecule: messenger RNA, 895 nt
Organism: Arvicanthis niloticus (Nile rat)
Lineage: Eukaryota; Metazoa; Chordata; Mammalia; Rodentia; Muridae
Source: RefSeq, a predicted model, not a curated record
CCCCCACGUGUUCUCCGCUAUCCAGCGGCGCGGCGCCCUCUCGGUACUGACCCUCCGAGCUCCGACUCUACCUGUACUGCAGCCCUUCAUCCCGGUACCGGAGUCAGAUGCGAGAUCCUGUGGCUAAGUAAGAAAUCCAAUCUCACUGAAGACAAGCAGAAGGCGGGGCACUUGCUUUUCCAGAGCAGAAAGGAAACUGAUGCAUCAGAAAAGGUGACUAAUAAACAUACUGAAAGAAUAUGGCUGCACAGAUACCAGAAUCUGACCAGAUAAAACAGUUUAAGGAGUUCCUGGGAACCUACAAUAAACUUACAGAAACCUGCUUUUUGGACUGUGUUAAAGACUUCACAACAAGAGAGGUGAAACCUGAAGAGGUUACCUGUUCAGAACAUUGCUUACAGAAAUAUUUAAAAAUGACACAGAGAAUAUCCAUGAGAUUUCAGGAAUAUCACAUUCAGCAGAAUGAAGCCCUGGCAGCCAAAGCAGGACUCCUAGGCCAACCACGGUAGAGAAGUUCUAAGGCGUGGACUUGCACUGAAAGAUUGCUAGCAGCCGUUGGCAGUCAGAACGAGGAUUCAUCUGGUGGAGAAUCCCUGACACACAGCAGGAGCCAUGGUACACCAUCUGUCAUGACUACCUGACCAAUGGAAACCACUGGAGAAAAAUCACUGUUCACCAGAAAGAGUCAAAACAGAAGGCCUUCUGUGCAGUAAAAAUGGUAAGAUGCGGUGUUGUUGAGGCCUUAAGAUUCAUCUGCGUGGUCACCGUGAUUGUAAAAAUAAACCACUGUUCCUUUCUUUGUGACUGUUAAUUUUAAAAGUAAAAUAUGUGUCCAAUCAUGUAUGAGAUAGAAAAAAUUUAUUACUAAAAGUAAAAUAAAUGAAAAUAUCAUUGA